Rotaria sp. Silwood1 is the source of this 2193-nucleotide messenger RNA. The record is from the annotation of a GenBank genome assembly. Lineage: Eukaryota; Metazoa; Rotifera; Eurotatoria; Philodinida; Philodinidae.
AUGUUUGUGCAAAGUUCGGUGUUCCUCAGCACUAUUACUCCUUUCAUUCAAUCAUUUUCAGAAGCUCGAGGUGCAGCAUCAUCAGUAUUUCGACUUAUUAAUGAGGGAAAUGACGUAAAUAUCAAUGAAAACGAUAUAUGGAACGAGAAUACAGAAUCGAUGUAUAAUAUCACUGGUGAUAUUGAAUUUGAUAAUGUAAAUUUUAUGUAUCCAUCUCGAAAAGAUGUACCAGUUCUGCAUAAUCUCUCUCUCAUUGCUCGUGCUGGUCAAACGACUGCUCUUGUUGGUUCAAGUGGCUGUGGAAAAAGUACAUGUAUAUCAAUGUUUCUUCGUUACUAUGAACCUUCAUCGGGUCGAAUUACAAUCGAUGGUCGACCAAUAACAGACUACAAUAUCAAACAACUUCGGCAAAAUAUUGGAGUUGUUAGUCAAGAACCUAUUCUGUUCGGUAUGAGCAUUUAUGAAAACAUUCGUUUUGGUAAAGUAAAUGCAACACGAGCAGAAAUUGAACAAGCAGCACGAGAAGCAAAUGCACAUCAUUUCAUCAUGCAACUACCAAAUAAAUAUGAAACACUUGUUGGCGAACGUGGCAUGCAGUUAAGCGGUGGUGAAAAACAACGUAUUGCAUUAGCUCGUGCUCUUGUCAAACAGCCUACCUUCCUUUUACUUGAUGAAGCAACAAGUGCACUUGAUAAUGUUAGCGAAAAAAUUGUUCAAGAAGCACUCGAUCGAGCAUGCAAAGAUCGUACAACUAUUGUUAUAGCUCAUCGUUUGACUACAAUUCAAAAUGCUCAUCAAAUAUAUGUAUUAGAUAAUGGAAAUGUGAUUGAACAAGGUACACAUGAAACAUUGAUGGCAAUAGAAGGAGGCAAAUAUCAAGCAAUGGUCAAACGUCAACAAAUGGAAAGAAUAGAUGAUGAUAAAGAUGAUAUAAUGGGCAUACAAAAAACAACAGAAGAAGAAGAAAAGUCGAUAUUGGAGCGCUCUGCUUCGCUUAGCGAUAGUCAAACUGUUGAUGUGAACGAAGCAUUCAAAUAUUGUUCAACAUCUGAACGACGUCGUCAAGUGUUGAUUACUAGCUUUCUCUUUUUACUUUUGGGUGUUCUUUUAUGUAUUAUUCGGAUCUUUCAGUAUACAGCUUUUGCCAUAUCAGGAUCGAAGUUGACACAACGUAUUCGUUCGAAAGCUUUCGCAUGUCUACUUCGCCAAGAAGUUGCUUAUUUUGAUCGACUUGAAAAUAGUUCUGGUGCGAUUUGUGUUCGUCUUUCUUCUGAUGCAUCAGCUGUUCAAGAAAUGACUGGUACACGAUUAGGAGCCAUUUGUGAAGUUCUCUCAUUAGCUAGAAAUAUCGCUGCAUCAAUCUCAGCUGCUGAAACUUUUUUUGAUUUAUUUGAUCGAAAACCAGCUAUUGACAAUACAUCUACUGAAGGACAAGUAUUGGUUGAUUUUCGUGGAGAGAUAAAAUUUGAUCAAGUUAAAUUUAUCUAUCCAAUUCGGCCAACAUCUAUUAUUCUUAACAAAUUUCAAUUGAAUAUCAAACCAAGUCAACGUGUAGGUCUUGUUGGUACAUCCGGUUGUGGAAAAUCAACAAUUAUUCAACUAUUGGAACGAUUCUAUGAUGUUACAAGUGGUCGAUUAUUUCUUGAUGGUGUUGAUAUUCGACAACUAAAUCUGCAAUGGGUUCGUUCUCAUAUUGGUCUUGUUAGUCAAGAACCAAUUUUGUUUGAUUUAACAAUUGCUGAAAAUAUAGCAUAUGGCUUAGAAAAUGUUCCAAUGGAAGAUAUUAUCAAUGCAGCAACUAGAGCUAAUAUUCAUCAAUUUAUUGAGCAAUUACCUCAGGGUUAUGAGACAAGAGUAGGGUUGAAAGGUAGUUUUCUGUCAGGUGGUGAAAAGCAACGUAUUGCUAUUGCUCGAGUUCUUAUUCGUCGACCUAAAAUAUUGCUUCUAGAUGAAGCUACCAGUGCCAUGGAUUCAUACAAUGAACAACUUGUACAAGAAGCUCUUGAACAAGCUCAAAGAGAAGAUUCUAGUCGAACAUCACUCAUUAUUGCUCAUCGUCUUUCAACAAUUCGUUCAUGUGAUUUGAUUUGUGUACUUGAUAUGGGACAUAUAGUAGAAAGUGGUACUCAUACAGAAUUGACAAAACGACGUAGAGCUUAUUAUAAAAUGCUUGUUCAAAACAAUUUACAAUAA